AUGACUCUGGAAGGCAAUAAGGAGGCGGAGGUGAAGGAGGAGCAGCAGACGAAGAAGGAAAAUGACACGGACGAGAAGGAAGGGAAGGAAGGUGAAGAGGUGAAGGGAAAAAAAAUAAAAAUGGAGGAGGAAGAGGAAGAAGAGGAGUAUGUUGAGGCGAAGAUGGAUGAGGAAGAUGAAGAGAAGGGAAAAGAGAAGGGAAAUGAAAUAAUGUCCUCGAAUCUAUCAUAUUUUGAGCGUUUUGAAGCCGCCAUCUUGAAGUUCAGAGGGACGCAGGCAGCAGCAGCGGCGGCGGGGGUGUGGUGGGGGGUGUGGUGGGUGGUGGUGGUGGCGGCAGCUUGUACCAGACUCCACUACAUCACGCAGCCCAACAAUGUAGUGUGGGACGAGGCUCACUUCGGCAAGAUGGUGAGCUGGUACAUCAACAGAACCUUCUUUAUGGACGUGCAUCCACCAGGGGGGCAAGUCUCCCCACAGCUGCUCCUGACGCUGUUCGCCACCCUGGGAGGGUACAACGGUAGCCACGCCUUUAACAACCCUAGCGACUCCUACGAGGACUACGACGGCAUCAUGGCCGUGCGCGUGGGGUGUGCGUUACUCGGCGCAGGCAUGGUACCGCUCGGGUUUCACAGCAUCUGGUGCCUCACACACUCCCUCACCUCCGCCACCAUUGCAGCCGCCCUCAUUAUCUUCGACAUCGGCAGCAUCACUCUCAGUAAGUUUAUUCUGCUAGACCCGCCCCUCAUGUUCUUCAUCCUCGCUUCCUUCCACGGCCUGUGUCUGCUGCAGCAAGUCAAACACAGGCCGUUCUCGUGGGCGUGGUGGGGGCGCCUAACGUACACGGGCGUGGCGCUGGGCUGUGUGGUGAGUGUCAAGUUUGUGGGCGUGUUCGUGGUGGGCGUGGUGGGCGUGUACACCUGUCUGGACCUAUGGGACGCCCUCGGAAACCAACGCACGCCCUUGGUCGUGGUGGGUCAGCACUUCCUCGCCCGUGCCCUCUGCCUCAUCCUAUUGCCCGCCACCAUCUACCUGUCCAUCUUCGCCAUCCACGACGCUCUCCUGCACAUCGCGAAAAGCCCACACGCUGCCGACGAAGCUCAUUUCAGCCCAGGAUUUCAAAUGAACUUAAGAGGCAACGCUUUGAACAACGUGUCCCAGCCCAGAGAGGUGGCGUAUGGGAGUUUGGUGACCCUCAGAUCGAACAACCUAGCUGGGGUCUACCUGCACAGCCACAACCUGACUUACCCAGGCCGGGCGGAGACCAAACGUUGGCAGCAGGUCACGGGAUUCAGGGCCAAGGAUCAUAAUAACUUCUUCCGAAUUCUGUUUCCUGAAGAAGACCCGGAGCUGCGUGACGGGUUCUACGGCGGUCCCCCGGAGCUGGUGGGCCACGGAGACUGGGUACGCCUGCACCACCCUGCCACGGGGGCGCUUCUCUCCUGCAGCAAAAACAAGUCCUUCGUCACUACUAAACACAACCUCGUCUACGCCAGGCCUGUGAACCUGACUCAGACCCCGGCCGAGGACGACCAGUCGGAGCUGUUUGGAGGGCAGCCCGCCACCUCCAGUGCCUCGGUGUCGCCGUGGGAGAUGUGGCAGGUAAACAUAGAAGGGGCCAAGCCGGGACAGGCCGCUGCAGACACUGAACUCCAGCUUCAAGUUUCUGUGUGUCCCAAAAGCUGCGCCCUCACCUGGUCCAGAGCCAAGCUGCCCAACAAGUGGGGUCACAGUCAGGCUGAGAUCACUUGCUCCAACAACCUACAAGACCCGUACACUAAUUGGGAGGUUGAGCAGCACUUCAAUCCUUACCUACCCAACGCAACGUACGGACACCUGCGUUCUGGGUUCGCCUCUCGAGUGGUGGAGACGCACAUGGUGAUGACGUGGGUGAACGCCAGACUCAAGCCGGAGGGAGCUGACCGCUACACCUCGCACCGCCCCCUGGAUGUGGCCCGCCUGCCUCAAGGUGGGGGGGGGUCUCAGGUUUGGUAUGACGUCAGCUUCAGAAUCGUUUUGCUGGGUAAUCCGGUGAUUUUCUGGAUUAACCUCGUCUUUCUGGUCAUCUCCCCGGCCCUCAUUCUGCGCCACUACUUCUACAGGAAACGAGGCAUCUCUGACCCUCCUCAUCUGGCAGCGAGGAAAGACCGCCACGUGUUCGCCCUUCGCUGGCUCCUCAUUGCUUACCUGGCGCACUACCUUCCCUUCUACACCAUGAACAGGAUCCUCUACUACCACCACUACUUCCCGGCUCUUCAGUUCUCCUCCAUGCUGACAGCCGUGGUGUUGGGUUACCUGCUGGAGACCCUGCACACGUGGAUGGCGCCGAAGAGAGCCUUGUACACCUACACGUGGAGUCUUGGUGGUCUCCUCGCCCUUCUUGUUAUCAGCUUCCGGACAUUCUGCUACGUGGGUUACGGCCACCCCACCGAGGGCCCCUUCAAUCCGGACAACUCCACCUUCAGGAAUGUCAGGGUGUUCGACUCCUGGGAGAUUUAGGGAUUGUUGGAUGGUUGGAUGGUUGAAUGGUUAGUUGGAUGGUUGGAUGGUUGGAUGGUUGGUUGGUUAGAUGGUUGGAUGGAUGGUUGGUUGGAUGGUUGGAUGGAUGGUUGGCUGGAUGGUUGCUUGGCUUGAUGGAUGGCUAGAUAACUGGCUAGCUAGUUAGGUUUUUGGAUGGAGGACUGGCAUUCUGACUGGCUGCUCGGUUGGUAAACUGCCUAACUAGCUGUUUAGUUGGAUGGUUAAGUGGCUGAUUGGUUGGAUGGUUGACCGGAUGGUUGACUGGUUGAAUGACUGGCUCGAUGGUUGACUGGUUGGAUGACUGACUGAAUGGUUGACUGGCUGGUUGGUUGACUGACUGGAUGGUUGACUGGCUGGAUGGUUGACUGGAUGACUGACUGGAUGACUGGCCGGAUGGGUGGAUGGAUGAGUGAUUGAGUGAUGACUGAUUGGAUGGAUAACUAGCUGUCUGGCUGGCUGUCAUUUCACGUAUCUGUUAGCUAAUGGACUCUCUCUCUCUCUCUCUCUCUCUCUCUCUCUCUCUCUCUCUCUCUCUCUCUCUCUCUCUCUCUGUAUGUAUAUAUAUAU
Molecule: messenger RNA, 3084 nt
Organism: Scylla paramamosain (green mud crab)
Lineage: Eukaryota; Metazoa; Arthropoda; Malacostraca; Decapoda; Portunidae
Product: protein O-mannosyl-transferase 2-like
Biological process (GO): protein O-linked glycosylation via mannose
Cellular component (GO): endoplasmic reticulum; membrane
Molecular function (GO): dolichyl-phosphate-mannose-protein mannosyltransferase activity
Source: RefSeq, a predicted model, not a curated record